AGAAAUUAUUUGCAUUAGUACAACACAACUACUGUUGUCUUCAUUACUAUUGUACAUUUGAUCUCAAACGGGGUCGUUUGAAGUCUUUUCAUCCAUCCAACGACUUGAACCUUCGGACAAGUUUCUUCCGGUGAUCUAAACCUCGUCUACGGACAAUGUCGUGGUUUGCUCGAUCGAUCGCGAACUCGCUCAGACCCGACGAUGAUGAUGACGAUCACAGUGAAAGUAACGAAAAUGUAGAGAGAGAAGUCGUCGAACAACACAAUCACAUCGAUUCAUCGUCACAACCACCACCGUCUACACAGGGACGAGGCGUCAAAGAAGACCUAUCGGAGCUUUCCAAAACCCUAACUCUUCAAUUAUGGGGCGUCGCUUCAUUUCUCGCUCCGCCACCUGCCGAUGAUUCUUCUCCGACGCCAAAGCCCUCCGAUUCGAGUCCUCGUGAGGGCUCCGAUUCGGAAGUCUCCGACUCGGCGGGAAUCUCCGGGAUACGCAGCGACUUCGCCGAGAUCGGAGGGAAGUUCAGGAGUGGCAUUUCUAAGCUGUCGAACAACAUAGCGGUUUCGGAGAUUACGAAGAUUGCCUCGAAUCUCCUACAAUUGGGAUCGGACGAGGAGGAGGAUUAUGAUUCAGGGGGAGGUGGUGCUGUUGGUGUCACCGAAGAAGUGGUAGGCUUCGUGAUGGAUAUCACAAUGCAUCCUGAGACGUGGUUGAAUUUUCCAUUGCCUGAUGAUGAAGAUGCCGAUAAUUUUGACAUGUCUGAUGCGCAACAAGAGCAUGCUUUGGCCGUUGAACAUCGUGCGCCAAGAUUAGCUGCUCUUAGGAUUGAACUUUGUCCAGGCUAUAUAAGUGAGGGUUGCUUUUGGAAGAUUUAUUUUGUACUUCUGCAUCCUAGACUCAACAAGAAUGUUGCUGAACUUUUGUCAACACCCCAGAUAGUGAAAGCCAGAGCCCUGUUGACACAGGAUUUGCAGAAUCAAACUAAGGCAAAGCCAGAGCAAGACAUGUCUGGAAUGGGUACUUCUUAUUCAAAAGAUGCCAGUAACUCACCACAUGAAGAGUCUCUUUCUGUAACAUCCAGUGUUCAAUCUGAAUACAUGCCCCUUGACACAUCUGCCAUCCAAACAGCCACUUCCCAAGUGGCAGAGGAUUGUGAGACAGAGAAGAACCCAGUCCUAAGUAAUGAAAUUCCAAUUAUUGACAAGUCAGUUGUUGAGGAGGGGCCAGUGAGUUGGACUGAUGAUCAAGUAUUGCAUUCUAGUUCCUCCCCAAGGGUUUUUGAAAAGAAAAAUGAAGAUGAUACAGAUGAUUGGUUGAAGGAAGAAAAUUCCGAGAUAGUUGGCAAUGGUGGAACUACCAUUACUAUUGAGAAUGAAGAGGAUGUAUCAUUCAGUGAUCUUGAGGAUGAUGAUGGAGGAGACAUCUCUACAAGUUAUAAGAAAGCAACUUAUGGCUUUGAUGCAUCAACAAAAGAUUCACGAGAUUGGGUCCAGUUGAGCACAAGCUCUGUCGACUCAUCUAAGGAUAUCAAUGUGAUUAGUAUUGAACGUGAAGGAUCCGAGCAGGUAUGUGCCCAUAACCAUAAAUCUGAGACAAAGGAGUCUAUUGACUGGCUUAAUGUUGAUGACAUUGAUGUGGUAUGAUUUCAAUGUUAAGGCCAUCUAAGUUAUGAUGAUUAUGUAUUGCUUCUCAAAAUCCAUGUUGUGAAUAGAUUGUUUUCAUUUCUUCGAUCUGCAUCCAGACUUUGAAGAUUAUAUGUUAAUUGUUUAUAUAUAGAGCCCAAUAUAAACUGGAUGCCUAUUUGCAUUUGAAAAAUGAGAUUAAAUGUGUAAUGCGAUGUCAUAUAAAUUUGGAAUCUGGUACUGUACAAUAAUCCAUGUCAUAUUCCUUUGACCAUAAUGAAAUUACAUUGCAGUUCUGAUAGCAAUGAUGGUAGGAAUGCCAUGCUUUGAUCUACUGUGUAGACAGGUUUUAUAUUUCCAUGGAAGAGACUGAUUUUCUUGGGAUUUUAUUUUUUUUGGGAAGGAUAAAGUUGGAAAAAAAAAAGAAUGAAUAAAAAAACAGGAAAGUUCUCAUCUAAACAUCAAAGCAAUUCCUAGCUAUAACAAGUGUUUAAAAAUAUUAAUUUCCAAAUUAAUAUUGGAGAUGUAAAUUUUUACAAGGCUAGACAGUGUGGUGCAUGUAUUAUCCUAGUCAUUUAAGUAUACGUGUGCACAAAAUUUGAGUUUUUAGCUUUAUCUAAAGAAACUUAAUCUUUAGAUAAACCGUAUAUUGAUUCUCAACGUCUCAACCCCUUAUCGAUUUGGUUUAACUCUGUUCCUUGUUUUUACUGUGCAAUAUAAUUCCAUUGACCUUGAGUAUCUGAUCAGUGCACGUAUAUAACUUUCAGUACCUGCAGCGCAUGAUUCAAGUUUUCUGCAUUAUAAGAAGAAGGUUAUCAGUUACUAGAAUAAACCUAUAUGUUUCGAUGUGGUUAUUAAUAUUAAUAUGGAUUAAUGUGGUCAUUCGGGUAAAUUGGAACGGGCAAAUUCUGAGCAUUUCCUGUCAAAAAUAGAUUGCAACGAUAAAUCAACAUUGGUGAAAUUAGGAACCAUGAAACGGAGUUUUAGGCUUCAACUCAAAACUUUGCAGCCUUUUAAUUGUCUCUGUUAUUCUUUGUACUAAACUGUACAGAAUCUUUUACCAAUACCUUGAUGACAAUUCCAGGUACUAGCCUUAAAAAUAGGUGCUUAACUUAUAUAAAGCUCCACCGUGCAAUUGACCUGCCUUAAGAAAAUAUCCCAAUUUCUUUGUUGCUGUGAGAAUAUGGAGAAAUAGGCGAUGGAAAGCAAAAAUGACCAAGAAUAGGAAAUACACUUUUACAAGUGUCAUUUGUUUUACUACAAACAUGACAGGAAAUUGAUAGAGGUCAGCAGAGAUGCUGGUACAAGCCUAGGGCUUUCAAUUAUUGUUGUUUCAAUUGUUUUUUGUUUUUGUGAGGCUUGGUCUUUAGAGUGUCAUCCCGGCAAGUUUAGUAUGAUGAGAUUAUAUGGUAAAAACAAGAAGAUAAUCACUCUUUUUUUAAAAUCACCUUCUAUAAUCAUUUCUUGUCCACAUAAAUCAUAAAGGAUUGAUAGGAAUAGUAGUCAUUUUCCUUUUUGUUUUGAAAGCAUUUAAGGAAAGGAAAACCAGUAUCUCUUACAUAUGCAGCGGAGAGAAAUUGAAAGAAAGAACUUCAAAGCAUUUUUGAUGCCUCACAACGGGCCUUAUGAAAUUUGUCUGCUGUCAAAAUUUCAGGGCAAAAUUGGAUGAUGUUUUCAGACGCUGGCACUCAUUUUAUACAUUAAUUUAUUUAUUUUAUUAUAUUAAUUUUUUCUUUUUUGUGUUGCGAGUUUUUCCCUUGCGUUCUCAUGUGUCACAUCCUAUUUUGCAUAGUGUGCUGCUUUAUUAUUUUGAAAUAAAAUUUAACGUAAUGCUUGUUUUCAUGUGACCAAAUGAAUGCAUACUCUGUCAGCAUGUGGUGCUACUCAAAUUGAUUUUUUCCAUCAUGACCUGUGCAUAAGAACAAGUCAGUGGUUCAUAAUGAACAACUUGUUUGCGUAGAAAGAACCACUUCCCCGUACUCUUAAGCAACUGAUUAGUAGCCAUGUCAAUGCUCUAGUUCUCAUUUGUUGAUGUUUCUAGUAGUUAAAUUUUAUGGCUGCAGAAAAUUUUCCUUCUUGUUAGAAUCUCUUUAGGUCUUAUUUUGAAUUUGUUUUUGAGGCCAAAAUGGUGGAUUAUGGUUUAUGGAUGGUGGUGGAGCCAAGUAGUAGUGGUCUAGUGGAUUGUUGAUGCAAAACGGUGGUGGAUGCAGUCAGGUAAGUACUGUGAGUUGGGUGACCGGUGCUUGAUGGUGGUUCCAGGUGACGAGACUGAGUUUCGAUGAGAGAGCUUUAAUAUGUGUUGUUAUGAAAAAUUCUUUUUGGGGGGAGAGAGACGGAGAGAUGCAAAAAGCGGUGUUCGUGGUUGAGGAUGCUGGAGGUGGUGUGAGUUUGGUAUAAUUGCUCCACAAAUGAUCAGUUGUUCCUUUUUUACUUUGUAGGUAAACUAAUCUUUCCUUUUUUUCUUACUGGUGCAUGUCUACAUUGUAUAAUUUGUAUGUGUCUUUUUACCACCUAAUUUUGUAUUUCUUUUAUUUUAUCAUCAAUUGGCACUACCCUAGCAAUCCCAUCACUUCUAAUCAUUCCUACCAUCUAUCUCGAUAUUCAUAUUUUAGUUUCAGCUACAUCAACGUGUUGUUUUUAUUUUAUUUUGUGUUCUCACUUUAUACGAUAAAAUAACCAACUAAUGUUUAAUCUUAA
Cornus florida is the source of this 4319-nucleotide messenger RNA. RefSeq lists its product as uncharacterized. The record is from RefSeq and is a predicted model, not a curated record. Lineage: Eukaryota; Viridiplantae; Streptophyta; Magnoliopsida; Cornales; Cornaceae. The transcript is spliced from 3 exons. The coding region runs from base 156 to 1643 and encodes 495 amino acids.